This is a messenger RNA of Dermatophagoides pteronyssinus (European house dust mite), 3948 nucleotides long. RefSeq names its product protein timeless homolog. Gene Ontology annotation, biological process: DNA replication checkpoint signaling; DNA repair; replication fork arrest. The record is from RefSeq and is a predicted model, not a curated record. Gene Ontology annotation, molecular function: DNA binding. Lineage: Eukaryota; Metazoa; Arthropoda; Arachnida; Sarcoptiformes; Pyroglyphidae. Gene Ontology annotation, cellular component: replication fork protection complex.
AGACGUUUUUCAUUGAUGCCAUGAGUUUAUACACGGGCCCGCCAAAAAAAAACUUUGUCCAUUGUCGAAUGAGGUUGUAUUCAGAAAAAUAUUAAUAAAUGGCUUCAAUAUCAUUAUCUUCACAACAAAUAAAUGAUUUACAAGCUGAUCAAGAUGAUCAGGUUUUAUUCAAUGAAGUUGUGGCAACUUUGAACGAUCUUGGCCAUUACAAUCGUUUAACUAAUAAAUAUCAAUUGAAUCUAAAUGAUCAUGGAGUUUGUCUUCGAGAUCUUAUCCGUUUUCUACGAAAUGAUGGACAAAAUUUUCUUGUUCGACGUCAGAUGGGUAUUUCGAAUAUUGUCGACAAUGAUCUUUUGCCGAUUAUUGAGCAACAUACUCUCACCGAUGAUUGUCGGAUUGAUGAAUCGGGUAAAUCAUUAAUGGACAAAAUAAUUCGUUUGUUGGUCGAUUUAACAAAUCCCACUGUUUUGCAUUAUCCCGAUCAAAAAAUUCCAAAAGAUGAUAAAUAUGAAAUGAAUAUCUAUAUAGAAUUGCAAGCCUUUUUAUUUCAGUAUAAACUAUCAUUCUCAACACGAAAACGUUUCUGGAUUGUAAUAUCGAAAUUUUUGGCCAGAAUUUUAGAAUUAGAUCCUGAUAAUCGCCAAGUGGAAGAUGAAUUAAUGAUGGAACGUAUUAUAAUAUUGAUUCGUAAUGUUUUACAUAUACCAAUUAUAUCGCGUAGCAAUCAAAUCGAUGAUUUGAAUGUACAUGAUCGCAUUGUUGAACAUAUCAGUGAUUGUGGUCUGUUGGAUAUUUUGCAGUUCAUGAUUAAUAGCGGAGAAUAUGGACAAUAUUGUUUUCAUUUAUUGGAGAUUAUUUUUUUGAUUUUUCGCGAACAAAAUGCUGAAUUUUUAGCCAAAAGUGUUGGAAGUGAUCGACAAAAUGUUCAACAUCAAACUUCAUCCAAUUCAACAUUAAGUAAUGUUUCGCGUAGUCAAUAUGAACGUGAAAUUGAUGAUCGUGAAUUUGAAGAAGCUCGUAUUAGAGAUCGUAAAGAACAUGAACAAAUGUUGGCCAAAUUUAAAAAUGAUGAUUUUACACGCUUUAAAGAAACUGCUUUUGUUGUAAAAAACAUGAAAGCCGUAUCCGAUCGUGAUAUGAUAUGUUAUCGUGCUUAUUCAAAUCCGGAAAAGGCUAUGGAUUUUAAUACAAAUAAAAUUGCUCAACGCCGUCCACGUAAUCGAAGACCAAUGAAUGAAUCGGUUGGAAACAGUGAUUCGUUUGGUGCGCAACGUAUUCAUCGUUCAAGUAGACAACUUCGAUCUAUUUUAUAUGAUUUUUGUUCAAAAUUUCUGAACGAAUCGUAUAAUAAAUUUAUGGCAGAAAUUCGUUCGAAUCUAAGUCGCGGAACAUCACAAGAACAUGAUGAAACUUAUUUCUUUUGGGCAUGUCAAUUUUUCAUGGAAUUUAAUCGUUAUCAGAUAGACAUUGAUAGAGAACAAAGAUAUCAACAAGUGUAUGAAACAUUAUCAACCAGUAUGUUUCAUUAUAUUCAGACAGUUGUUGAUAAUUACAUGGAACAUUUGCUUUUGAAAAAAGAAUUCAAAAAUGAACUCAGUGAUUGGUCCAAACGUCUACAUCAAGCAUUACGAUCGUAUAGAGAAUUACUUUUUUCAUUAUCAUAUAUCGAAUCAUUGAAUUUACCAGCAGCAAGUAAAAUGUGUUACCGUAUUAAGACCGAUAUUUUUACUGAGCCUGAAUAUCGAGAAAUGUUAUUGCGACUGAUGCAAGCUUAUAAUGAAGAGAAAAUGUCCAAAGCAUAUCUACGAGAUUUAAUUGAAACAAAUCAUAUGUUUUUGAAAAUGUUAGAAUAUCAUGCUAAAAUAAGUUUGGAUUUCAAAGUUAAAGUUAAAAAACGUAAAUCAUCAAAACGUAAGAAAAAAUCUAAAAAUCCGGAUGAUGAUAAUGAUGAAAAAAAGAAAGAGGAAAAUGUUUAUUCAUCACCAGAUAUAAUUUGGAUUGAAAUCAUAGAUGAUGUUAGCGAAGCAUUAAAUUCUGAACUGAUUGCAGAAACUAUAUUGGAUGAAGAGUUAUUGAAAAGAUUAUUCGAUCCGCUCUCGGAUCAGCCGGUGGAUGAACAAAAAUUAUCGAUUCUUCGAAUGAUUCAAAAAUUUUUACGUGAAAAAGAGGUUAAAAAAGCUAUCAGUCUAUAUCGCGAAGCUCGUAAUGCUUUUGCCGGUUUAGAUGAAGAUAAUGUGUUUGGUGAGGUUGGUAUUCAAAUAGACGAUGAAAUGUUGGCUUUGAAUGGAAUUUUGAUGACGGAAUUUCCUGUGGAUAAACAACAAGAAAAAUUGAAGCCAGAAAAUGAUGAUGAUGAACCGAUGAGUGAUGAAGCUGAAGAUUCAGUUGUUAUACAAGAGAAAAAAUUCUCCAUCGAUGAAACAUUAAUGCGAUAUGCUCAUCCAAAUGUUGUUCGAGCUUGUCGAAUAUUAUUGAAAAAUUAUCGUACAAACUCUUUGGCUACUAAUCAUGCUAUAGUCCGAAUGUUAUAUCGUUUAGCAGUUAAUCUUAAAAUGAAGCCAAUGUUUUAUAAUCUAAAUUUUUUUAUAAUAUUUGAACAAAUUAUGGAUGAUCCAUUGUUGAAAAAUGUUAAUGAUAAAAAUUGUCCCCAUUACAAAUCUAUCUGUGAAUUGGUUAGAUUUUCUUAUUAUAUUAUACGAAGUUUUUUCAAACUUUUAUCCAAACAUCCUAAAAUUGCCAGUGAAAUUUGUUUUACUGUUAAUAGUCGUGAAGCUUAUCAAAUGGAAUAUGGUUUUGAUAAUGAAAUUGUUGGACAAAUGAUUCGCGAAAAAAAAGGUUCCGGCUGGAACGAACAACAAAAACUUGAAUUGGAAAUACUUUACAAAGAAUAUAAAGAUAAAACAACAAAAGAAAAAGAUGUUAUCGAUCUAAUUCAAGAAAAUUUGAUCGAUGAUAGUAAAUCUCGUCGACAAAUUAUUGUUCAAUUGAAAAAAAUGGAUAUAUUAUCAGCAAAUGAUAUGAAAAAGAAUUCAUAUAAAGGUCCAGCAUGGUCGCUCGAAGAGUUAGAAGAAUUGAAUAAUCUUUAUGAAAAAUUCAAAGAUAAUUUGGAAUUGGAAGAAGAAAAUGUUGAUAAGCAACAAGAAACAAUUUUGACUACCAUGAUUGAGAAAAGCAUCGUUAACAAUGAUACACAACCAGAACACGAAUCCAAUGAUGGUGAAUCGGAUAACAAUCAUGAAAUAAAUCAAUCUAUGAAUUGUAUACCAAAACAAAAAAGAAAACGUUUAGAUAUCAUUGAUUGUAUUCUUAAACAUUUGUCCACAUCUACUCAACGUAAUCGUCGACAGAUAAUUCGUCAAUUAAGAAUAUCGAAAAUAUAUGAUCAUUCGGCAAGAAACAAAUCUUCGAAAAUUGGGCAUGAAAUUAAUGAACAUAAUUCAAGUUCAGAAGAAGAAGAUUAUGAUGAUGAAUCACAAAAGAAUUCUAUCAAUGAUGAUGAGGUUGUUAUCCAAUAUGACGAUGAUGACGAAGAUAAUGAACAAAUUCAACCAAUGUCAACCGAAUUAGAAACUGUCAAUAUGAAUGGUCAACCUGGAAUGGUCAAAAAUUCUUCUUCUAGCAAUAAUGAAUAUGAUUCCGAUAGUGAUAAAGAAAAACGACAGACGAAUACAGACUUUAAAAAAGAUGAUGAUAACAUAAGUAUCAAAAGAUCUAAAAUUUCGUUUAAAAAAAUUCUUCUGGAUUCAGACAGUGACAUGGAAGAUGUUUCUGACAUAACUUUUAAUCAUGAAGAAUCAUCCGUUGUGUUGGACGAAAAUAAUCCAUCUACAAUGGCCAAAACUAUUCUAUCAAAACGAAAAAUCAUUGAAUCCGAUGAUGAAAAUGAAAAUGAACUUUUUGAUUCUGAAUUGAUGGAAAAAGAUGUGAAAAAGAAACGUCGAUUUUUUA